UUAAACAAUAAGUUUAUGUAAGAUAAGGAAAAAGACAUCCUCAUUACAGUCCCAGAAUUCAAGAAAAAUGAGGAUUUAGUCUAAUAUCGAGUUCAGUUUCAAAACUAAAAGUCACUUUAAACAUUCGAAAAUCAUUAUAGAUAUUCAGAACUUAAAAGAUUUCAUGAAACCCUAGAAACAUUAAAAGUUGACUUACCUGCAUUUCCAGGAUCAUAUUGGUGGAAAUCUGUCAAUUCUAAUAUUUAACUUAUAUAACAAAGAUAAUAGCUACUUGAUUCAUAUUUCAAAAAUUUGACCCAAAUCAAACUAGUUAGGGAAUCAUUAAUAUAUAAAAACUUUAUUUUAGUUGCCUUAAAAGAAAGUGAUAAAAAAGCAUAAAAAGAGAAUAAAGAAAAAGCAAAGAUAUCUGAGAAUAAGGUUAAAAGAAAAAGAAAAUUAGAAUAGUUUGGUUAAUUCAUUACUCCUAUGCCAAAUCCAGUGAAUUUGCCACCAACUCCUGAAGAUCGAAAAGAAAGAUCUUAAUCUGUGGAGCACAAACCAGUAAAUAGCAUGUAAAGGAAUGAGAGGAAAAAAACAAGCAAAUAAUAAUCACCUGUCCUUAAUUUUGGUGGGUCCAAGAUAUUCAGAGGUAUAUUAUCAAAUGCUGCUAAAUAAUGAGUAAUUUAUUGUAAAAAUAAUAUGUUAAUAUUAAUUAUGCAAUAAGUAAUAUGAUAAA
Molecule: messenger RNA, 715 nt
Organism: Paramecium tetraurelia
Lineage: Eukaryota; Ciliophora; Oligohymenophorea; Peniculida; Parameciidae
Exons: 4
Molecular function (GO): phosphatidylinositol binding
Source: RefSeq, a predicted model, not a curated record